Molecule: messenger RNA, 1078 nt
Organism: Eurytemora carolleeae
Lineage: Eukaryota; Metazoa; Arthropoda; Copepoda; Calanoida; Temoridae
Exons: 7
Coding region: 68-964 (298 amino acids)
Source: RefSeq, a predicted model, not a curated record
AUUUUAUUUUAAAAUCUUUUUUAGAAAUACCUAUGUGGAUUCCCAGUGGGAAAAGCUGAGUGCAAGUAUGGCAAACUUAAACCAGAAAAAGGAAAGAAGAGUUUUGUUGGAUCCUGAUCAAGAUUUGAACAGAUCAACACAAUCCCUUCUACCUGGAGAGGGGGAGGGCUGGAGGGAAGGGGGCGGAGCUGCCGAGGGGCGGGCGACUUUCCCCCGCACCCAGUCCGUCACAGUUUUAAAUCAUACAACAGCUAGGAAUAAUGUGGAGGUUCCAGAAAAUCGUCUUCAGCUACUAAGUCCUCAUCAAACUAGAAUUAGAGACUCAAUGGAGAGAAUAAAUGUUCCUUCAUGGUUCUCCCAGCGACCAACAGAUGGAGUUGAUUCCAGUUCACCGGCCCUCGCCUCUAGGCGCAGUACGGCAGGAUCUAGAGCAGGGGGAUGGAGACGUCACGUGACAGGGAAAUCAGCUGUUCCACCCACCCCCACAACAGUUGAUCAUAGCAGAUCCCGAUGGACGUCUAAAACCCUUCCUUUAUCCUACAAGACGGCCUCCUUUACGUCCUUGAACUCUACCCCGACCUCAACCCCGUCCUCCACCCUCACUAGGAAACCGUAUCUGGGCUGGAGAUCACAGGAACGCCUUGAUAUUGGGCCCGCCUAUCUUGCCACGCCCACUCAGCGCCUAGCCAGCACCGCCACAUACACCAAUCUCCCGCCCCCUCCCCCUAGAUCCAACACCCUGCCUCCCUCUGCCCGUGUUGCCUUGAGUAAAAACAUUAAACAAGUCUCAGAGGAAAUCAUUGAUUAUUGUAAAACAGAGUCAGACUCGCCCAGUAGCCGAGAAACCACGCCCAUGAGUUCUAGUCCCGCCCCAUCCUCCCCAAGCCCACCGCCUAAACCUAUGGAGGCGUGGUCUGACACUCCUAUGCACAGCAAUGGGCGUAACCAUAUGAUUUUUGCGUGAAGGAGAAACCGUGAUUAUUUUCAGACUAUUUCUGAUGUCGACUUUUACUAAACAUUUUAAAAGAAAAAACUCGUUAAUCAGCAAAUUGCUGUGUUGUUAUAAAAAUUAAAAAAU